GGUGUUCGAGUGCGAUGCGAGACCCCUGCCGCACUCCAAAUUUGGUCACGCCGACCGUCGUCCUCUCCGCUCUACCUGUUCAUUCUCUCUUCUGUUCCCUCCUCCCUCCCAGUCCCAGCUGGCAGCAGCACAGCAGACAGAGAGAGUGAGCUUUGCCGACACCACACUGCAUCCCAUUCCCUCGGCUGUCGCUGAUGGAUGAUAGAUAGAGCUGCGGAGGAGCAGGGUGAGGGGGAGGUGCUGCCGCCCACGGUGAUCAUCUCUAUGGCCGUGUAGAGGAGCACUGCAGCCGGAAGAGAUUAUUCAGACACACUCACACACACACACACACACACACACACACACACAGAGAGAGAGAGAGAGAGAGAGAGAGAGAGAGAGAGAGAGAGAGAGAGAGAGAGAGAGAGAGAGAGAGAGAGAGAGAGAGAGAGAGAGAGAGAGAGAGAGAGAGAGAAGGGAAGCAUGAAGCCAAGAACCGCGACACUGGCCGCCGGCCUCCUCCAGCUCGUCGCGCUUGCGGCGGUGGCGGAAGCCGACACCGACGCCGGCGACGUUGCCGCCCUGGGGAACCUCUACAGCUCCUGGAACAGCCCGGCGCGCCUCGCCGGCUGGUCCGCCAGCGGCGGCGACCCCUGCGGCGCCGCGUGGACGGGCGUCUCCUGCUCGGGCUCCGCCGUCACCUCAAUCAAGCUUUCUGGUAUGGAGCUGAACGGCACUCUUGGCUAUCAGUUGUCAAGCCUGCAGGCUCUGAAAACGAUGGACUUGAGCAACAACUACUUGCACGAUUCAAUUCCUUACCAGCUGCCAUCAAACCUUACCUAUCUGAACCUGGCGAAAAACAACUUCUCUGGUAAUCUUCCGUACUCUAUAUCCAACCUGGUCUCGCUUGAGUACCUCAACCUCAGCCACAACUCGUUGUUUCAGGAAAUCGGAGAACUGUUUGGAAGCCUCAGUUCACUCUCAGAACUAGACAUAUCUUUCAACAACCUCACGGGGAAUCUUCCUUUCUCAAUGGGCUCCCUGUCAAAACUUUCUAGCCUUUAUAUGCAAAACAAUCAGCUGUCGGGCACAGUUGAUGUCAUCAGCAACAUAAGCCUUGCGACACUAGAUAUUGCAAGCAACAAUUUCAGCGGCAUGAUACCCCAAGAGUUCAGCUCGAUCCCAAACCUAAUAGUUGCAGGAAACUCAUUUGUCAAUAUGCCUGCCUCCCCGCCACAAGCUCUGACGCCACCUCCGAAUCCACGUGGCCGGCCAGACGAUCGUCGGGGACCAACCAGCGCUCCAACUGUCCCGGAGACUCCCAUUGACCCGGACGACAAGAAGAUGCAAACGGGACCUCUUGUAGGGAUAGCUGUUGGCUCAAUAGCUGCUGCCUCGUGCGUUCUUUUCGCGCUGGUGUUGUGCCUCCACAACGCACGGAAAAAACCCGAUGAUGGGAGCAGUGAAGCGAAAGCGUCUAGCAGGGAAGUCAUGGACAGUAGCCAUGACAACGCUGCUGUGGCAACUUCAGACCUCCAACUGAUCCAGCCUGCUGGAAAGAUGACUCCGGACGACAGAGCGCAUGGUCCAAACGGUUGUACCGCCAAAAGGCCAAAGCAGCAGGUUACUGUGACGACAGUGAGUUCCUACACAGUUGCUGCUCUCCAAGUCGCUACGAACAGCUUCUGCCAAGACUCUCUCCUAGGCGAGGGCUCGCUUGGGCGUGUUUACAAGGCUGUUUUUCCUAACGGGAAGGUACUUGCUGUGAAGAAGAUAGACAGCGCUUCGCUGUCUCUGUACGAAGAAGACAACUUUCUCGCGGUUGUGUCGAACGUGUCCCGGCUCAGGCAUCCAAACAUCGUGCCCCUUGCAGGCUACUGCGUGGAGCACGGGCAGAGGCUCCUUGCGUACGAGUACGUCGGGAACGGAACGCUGCAUGACAUGCUGCACUUCUCUGACGACGACGGGAUGACGAUGCCGGGCAAGACUACUAGGCUCGCAUGGAACACCCGCGCGAGGAUAGCGCUAGGCACCGCGCGCGCUCUAGAGUACCUGCAUGAGGUGUGCCUGCCCCCGGUGGUGCACAGGGCCUUCAAGUCAUCAAACAUCCUGCUCGACGACGAGUACAGCCCGCGUCUGUCCGACUGUGGGCUCGCUGCUCUGUCGCCGAACCCUGAGACUGAGAGGGAGGCUUUCGCUGGAGUGGUUGGCUCCUUCGGAUACAGCGCCCCUGAGUUCGCCAUGUCAGGGACGUACACUGCCAAGAGUGACGUGUACAGUUUCGGGGUAGUGAUGCUGGAGCUGUUGACCGGCCGCAAGCCGCUAGACAGCUCCAGGGAGAGGUCGGAACAGUCUCUUGUGAGAUGGGCGACCCCGCAGCUCCACGACAUCGAUCUGCUCGCCAAGAUGGUCGAUCCUGCACUGGAUGGGCUGUACCCUGCCAAGUCCCUCUCCCGUUUCGCCGACAUAAUCGCCAUCUGCGUCCAGUCGGAGCCGGAGUUCCGGCCGCCGAUGUCCGAAGUCGUGCAGCAGCUGGUGCGCCUGAUGCAGCGGGCGAGCAUCGUGAGGCGACAAUCGGACGACCAGCUGGGCUACUCGUACAGGGUUCCCGAGCGCGACGGCGGCGGCACGGUAGGCGGCGACGUCGUCGUCGCCUGAGCUAGCUAGCUAGCUAGAGGCCGCGACGAGACCAAAGCUGGCGUACACUCCUACUCCUACACAAAGCGCUGCACAGUUUAUAUAUAUUCAUAAACAAAAGAGCGAGCAAAAGAAAAGAAAAGCAGUUGGAUAUGGAUGGAUCCUUCACGUUUUGUUAAAAAGUCACCCGUAAACGACAUAUAUGUAUAGGGUUUGCAGCGUACUGGGACGUUUCUUCGUGAGCUGCGAGUGUCAUGUAUAGUGUGCGCUCUUGCCAGUGGUAGAUAUAUAGGAUAGGAGAAAAAAAAACGUGUCUUCUUUUGUUGGUGUGUUCA
Molecule: messenger RNA, 2951 nt
Organism: Zea mays
Lineage: Eukaryota; Viridiplantae; Streptophyta; Magnoliopsida; Poales; Poaceae
Product: protein STRUBBELIG-RECEPTOR FAMILY 8
Exons: 15
Coding region: 463-2637 (724 amino acids)
Biological process (GO): protein phosphorylation
Molecular function (GO): ATP binding; protein binding; protein kinase activity
Source: RefSeq, a predicted model, not a curated record